ACCCGCGCGGCGGCCACUUUCGUUAGCCUCGCCCGCCGGAGCACGUUAGCUCCCCGGAGCUAAGCUGCACUAGCGCCCGUGUGUUUUUCGGAUGCGGCACACGCAGCUACAUUUGGCCCCGUGGCUCUGUAGCUCGCAGCAGAACCCGGGUACAUGUCUUUCUCAGCUCGCUCGCUGACCCGCCCAGGUAACAGGGCGAGCCCGAUGUGAGCCGGGGACCUGUCUUCCUCCCACGGGGGCUGGAGAAAGGUCUGUUUGUGCCCUGACGCCGGGAGCUAGGAGGUCGGUCAGUUGGCUAGCUAACGUCAGAUAAGAAGCUAACGAUACUCAACUCACCUGGUUAACUCUUGAGGGAGCUCAGCAAUGAAUAAGCUACGGCAGAGCUUCCGGCGGAAGAAAGACAUCUACGUGCCUGAGUCGAGUCGGCCGCACCAGUGGCAGACAGAUGAGGAGGCGGUCCGGACCGGGAAAUGCAGCUUUGCAGUCAAGUACCUGGGACAUGUGGAAGUGGAGGAGUCCAGGGGGAUGCACAUAUGCGAGGAUGCAGUGAAGCGGCUGAAGACGGACAGGAAAUUCUUCAAAGGAUUCUUUGCAAAAGCCGGGAAGAAGCCAGUGCGGGCCGUGUUGUGGGUGUCGGCAGAUGGUCUUCGCGUUGUAGACGACAAAACAAAGGACCUGAUUUUAGACCAGACAAUAGAGAAGGUGUCGUUCUGCGCUCCGGACCGGAACUUCGAGAGGGCGUUUUCUUACAUCUGCAGGGACGGCACCACACGACGCUGGAUCUGCCAUUGUUUCAUGGCCAUCAAAGACUCGGGAGAGCGUCUCAGUCACGCUGUGGGUUGUGCAUUCGCCGCCUGUCUGGAGCGGAAACAGAAACGGGAGAAGGAGUGUGGGGUCACGGCAACCUUUGACGCCAACAGAACUACUUUCACCCGUGAGGGCUCGUUUCGUGUUACCACAGCAACUGAGGCGGCGGAGCGGGAGGAAGUCAUGAGGCAGCUACAGGAUGCUAAAAAUGCAGAGACAGACGUGAAGGUUUCUGGAAACUCGGUGACAAACUCCUCAGCACACCAGACAGGAGGUUCACCAUCCCCCUCGUCCUCCCCGCCUCUCUCUUUGCCCACGCUGGGAGCUCAGGCGAUACCCCGCAGACAUGCACCAGCUGAGGCUCUUGCCAGGCAGGGCUCCUUCAGAGGCUUCCCAGCCCUCAGUCAGAAGACGUCUCCCUUCAAAAGACAGCUGUCGCUGCGUAUGAACGAGCUGCCCUCCACCAUGCAGAGGAAGUCCGACUUCCCCAUUAAAAAUACAGUACCUGAGGUAGAAGGUGAAAGUGACAGCAUCAGUUCGCUGUGUACUCAAAUCACAACAGCAUUCAGUGGACCCCCAGAGGACCCCUUCUCCUCAGCACCAAUGCCCAAGCCAGCCUCAUCCCCACAGUCUCCUGUAGCACCAGUGAACAGCACAGCUCCUGCCUUCUCUGUUGCUGCUGCUACUGCUAACCCCCCAGUUCUACCCCCUGCCCUGCCUGCUCGAGAAACUAACCCCUGGGCCAAGACCCCAGCAGGGGCCCCGGCCUCAGCGCAGCCAGGAAGUGACUGGUCAACUCCUACUCCGGUGAUAGUAGAACCCCCUCCAUCCUCCCCCGCCCCACCGUCUCACAAGCGCACGCCAUCAGAAGCAGACCGGUGGUUGGACGAAGUUACCAAGUCUAUCCGAGCCCCGCAGCCUAAUCCGAUCAUGGCAUCAGCGUCGCCCCCCGCCCAGUCGUUCACUGCCCCUGUGCAGAUUCCUGUGGCGUCUGUUCCUUCAGUUCCCUUCAUGUCCUCUCUGCCCCCCGUGGUGCCCAUUUUGCCCCCCCGGCAGCUCGCCUUCCAUGGUCAGGCUCCAGCCUCUUACCCCAUGUCCAAUGGGCUGCCUUUCCCUCAGCCCAGCGCGCCUGUGGUCGGCAUCACUCCUUCGCAGAUGGUGGCUAAUGUGUUCGGCUCAGCCACGCAACCCCAGCCGUUCGCCGUCCCUGCGUCUACGACACCCCAGCAUGACACCAGGCCUGUGGGCAACAUCAGCCCCUUCAUCAAACCCCCACAGCCCACCACCAUGAACCCUAUUCACCUCCAGUCAUCCAAUGGUAGUGUGACCUUCAAUGGGGCAGACAACUGGGCCACUCCUUCCCAGCUCGCUCCAUCCUCCCUAGCCACCGAGCCGCCCCCACAGCAGCAGGAAGAUGCCUUUGAGGCCCAGUGGGCAGCCUUGGAGAGCCGCUCGCGCCAGCGCACCACACCCUCUCCGACAAAUCCCUUCUCCACCGAGCUGCACAAGACGUUUGAGAUUCAACUCUGAAGAUUGUGCUCGAGAUGAGAAAGUAAUGGACAAUAAGUGAGCACAGGUGGGUAACUGACAACAGAAGAGAGGGGAAAGUUCCUCUGCCUCCCUUCAUCUCUGCUUCAGCGGACAAUAUCAGCCGGGCUGAAAAGAACUGGCAGAUAAUGGAGAGCAACGGGUGAAUCAACAGGGAGCAGAACUCUGCACAGCAGUGAGAGGAGAUUAAAAAAAACAAAACCGUUUGCUGUUAACAAGGAUGCUGCUCCCCUGGCUUUUCAUUAGCAUCGUCUGUAUUGUUUUGUUUGUGCUGUGGAGCUCAAGGUCGUCAUUACCCUGUGGAAUAACUGUGCAGAGCCACACCCAGCCCCCGUGUCAGCCCCCAACCAGGUGUGGCGGCUCCCGUCCCCUCCCCUCCUUUGCUUGGUCGAGCUCCCAGCGCCCCCUGUUGAAAGGAAGAGACCUCCCUCACCUGGCAGAGGAACUGCAGCACUGAGAGAACUCGGCUUCCAGAUGAGAAGUUCUCAUUAAUAACUUUCCAAUCAGAAGAAUGGAGUGAGACAAUGCCAAAAUCUUUAUUUUUAUGCAUUAAGUAUAUUUUAAAUAGCUUUGGAAUCUAACAGAAGAGUUGUAAGUAAUCUUGCCAAAGGCACAGGCUAGCUACAAUGAGACAAGUUUAUGUUCGUGUAUACAAGAAAUGACCCUAUAUAUUAUACAUAAAUAUAUAUAUCUAUAAAGAAUCUAUACUGUACACAGCUCACAGCAGUGCUAAUUUUUAAUGUGAUGUAAAGAGAUUUUGUGAAGGGACAGCUGCUUUACUGUUGUGUUUUACUGUUUUAUUUUUGAAGAAAAAUCUCUUUAUUGCCGUCUACUGCAUCCUGUGAUUGGAUGUGAAGCAUCUCACUGUAAAUACGGAAUCAUUGCAGCAACAAUCAAUGUGGACCUAGCAGUGGUGGUGGUGCCCGACUGGUUGCCUCUCUUACCUGUACUUUUAAUAGUUUAGUACACAUCAGUACUUAACAUUUUGCUCCCUCUGUCUUCCCUGUCGUUCAUUUUGUGUGAUAACAAUCUUGC
Molecule: messenger RNA, 3390 nt
Organism: Paralichthys olivaceus (Japanese flounder)
Lineage: Eukaryota; Metazoa; Chordata; Actinopteri; Pleuronectiformes; Paralichthyidae
Gene: numb
Product: NUMB endocytic adaptor protein
Biological process (GO): positive regulation of neurogenesis
Cellular component (GO): basolateral plasma membrane; cytoplasmic vesicle; cytoplasm
Source: RefSeq, a predicted model, not a curated record